This is a messenger RNA of Candidula unifasciata, 526 nucleotides long. Lineage: Eukaryota; Metazoa; Mollusca; Gastropoda; Stylommatophora; Geomitridae. The record is from the annotation of a GenBank genome assembly.
GAGGUUGCGAGAGAAAUUUGAAGCAGAUACUAGAGAGUUGGAACAGUCAGAAAGAAGGGCUGUCAAGAAAUACAAUGAAAUAAAGGCAAAACUAGCAGAAUUGGAAGGAGAAAAUGAACGAGCUAAAGUCAUAAUUAAGCAGAAGGAACAAGAAAUGCUGGAUAAUAAAAAGCUCAUUGAGAAGAUGAACUCAGAACGGAGCCACGUUUCUGACAUAAUAAGACAAGAGUUUGCUGACCGGAUAGUGGCUACCGAGGAAGAAAACAAGCGGAUCAAGCAUGAGAUCUCAGAGCUGAGAGCAAGACAUCGCAUUGAACUUGAGAAGGCUCAUGCAGCACUGGAUGACUUGAGGAAAGCAAAUGAAGAGGAGAUGGAGAAGGUGCAUCAGAGGGUAAAGCAGGCCAUUGUUAAGAAGGAAGAAGUGGUGGCCCAGCUGAAGCAGCAGUACCAGGCAGCUAAUAAAAGAGCAGAUCAUCUUGAAGGGCUGUUGGAGCAGCAGAGGAAACAACUACUAAACAAGAAAUAG